CUAUUAAUCUCUUCAAAUAAGAAAACAAUCUCUCAUUUUUAUUCUUCUUUUCAAUUUCAUAAAAUCCAAAAAGACAAGAUCUUUUUCUGAGUAGAGAGAACUAUGAUUCUCAUGGGUCUAGCUCCGAAGCUGUUCAUACUGCUGUCUCUAUUCACAACGAUUCAACUAACGUCGUCUCAGCAACGAUUCAACGAUUCAACUCCUCCUCCUCCUCCUCCUCCUCCUCCUCCUCCUCCAGGGCCUCCACCAAUCUCUCCCGACGCUGUCCUCUGCAACGGCGUCUUCCUCUCGUACACUUACUCAACCGGGACCCAAAUCAAACCAAACGACACUAAGAGCCAGCCGUACCGGUUCGAAUCGGUGAUCACUGUUCUAAACAACGGCAGAGACGAGCUUAAGUCGUGGCUCGUCUUCGUCGGAUUCGCUCACAAAGAGAUUCUUGUCUCCGCCAGCAACGCUAUUCUCGAAGAUGGGUCUAGCCUUCCCGUUAGCGUAGAGAACGGUACGACGUUUGCAGGGUAUCCCGCGGCGGAUUUGAAGUCGGCGAUUAUGACGGCGGGUGACGUCACGCAGAUGGAGGCACGUGUGGAGCUCGUGGGUACUCAGUUUGGUGUUGCCCCGCCUGAUGUUCCGCUUCCGAAGAACAUCACUCUUGUUAAUGAUGGUUGGUCAUGUCCCAAAGCCACUCAACGAGAUGGAAACGUUCUGGAAGUGUGUUGCAUGCCAGACCCUAAAAACGAAACAGGCCCCAUUGGUGUAAAAAGGAGACAAAAAGGAGACUUAACCAUAAUGUACGACAUAAUCAGACCAUACGCAUCAAGCUACUGGGCGCAGGUCACCAUAGAGAACCACAACCCCCUCGGUCGUCUCGACAACUGGGAUCUAAGUUUCGAAUGGAUGAAAGACGAGUUCAUCUUCCAAACCAAAGGAGCUUAUCCAAGCGUUGUGGAUUCAUCGGCCUGCAUUGAUGGCCCGCAAGGCAAAUACUACAGUGGAGUAGACUUCUCCAACGUCCUGAGCUGUGCGAGAAGGCCACACAUCAUAGACCUCCCUCUGACCAAGUACAACGACUCCAACCUCGGGCUUAAACCAUACUGCUGCAGAAACGGAACCAUCCUGUCGCCUUCUAUGGAUCCAACCAAGUCGAAGUCUGUUUUUCAAAUGGAGGUUUACAAAAUGCCUCCUGAUCUCAACAUCUCCGCCAUCGCUCCACCUCAGGGAUGGCAGAUCAAAGGUAACUUAAACCCUGAUUACAAAUGCGGCUCUCCGGUUGGAGUCAGCUUAAGCGAGUUCCCUGAUCCGUCCGGUUUGCCUUCGAACCGGACCGCGUUCGCCAGCUGGCAAGUGGUGUGCAACAUCACUCAACCAAAACCCCCCAGCUGCUGCGUGUCUUUCUCCUCUUACCUCAACGACUCCAUCAUCCCUUGUAAUACCUGCGCUUGCAGAGACUGUUCCAGUGAGAGAGUUGAUCAAACGUGCAGCACUAAUUCCCCGGCUCUUCUCCUACCUCCUCAAGCUCUUCUCAUCCCCUUUGAGAAUCGAACCAAGUUCGCUACAUCGUGGGCGGAGUUGAAACACAGAAAAGUUCCAUCCCCGUUGCCUUGCGGAGACAGCUGUGGAGUCAGCAUAAACUGGCACUUAACUACUGACUACCGUCGCGGAUGGACUGCUAGAAUCACGAUUUUUAACUGGGGAGGAACCAACUUCGCGGACUGGUCUGCCGCGGUCGAGCUGAAGAACGCUGCGCCGGAUUUUGAGAAGGCUUACUCCUUUAAUGCAACGACCGUUGCUGUCGAUGGGAAGAACACCACUGUUUUGAUGGAAGGGCUUCCUGGUCUGAACUAUCUCGUUGCGGAGGUGGAUGCGAAGAACCCGAGUAAGGACUAUCGGGUGCCCGGUAAGCAGCAGUCGGUUAUCUCUUUUACCAAGAAACUGAAUCCUGGGAUCAAAGUUCGGGCUGGAGAUGGGUUUCCGACCAAAGUGUUCUUCAACGGUCAGGAAUGUUCGCUUCCUUCUAUACUACCUAGCAAUGGUCACAAAGGACGUGUCUCCACAUUUCUUCUCUUGGUGUUACCAGUUUUUGCUCUCUUGAGUCUUAUUUGGGUUUAAGAGUUGGUGGUUCUUUCUAACCCAUAUACUACUAGUAGUGGUGGUGCUUUGUGCAGCGUGAGAUUCUUUUUUACUUCUUUUAUGGUUAUAGGUUUUGGUAUACACACAUUUAUUGAACAGAUGAAUCUGUGGGUUGCAGUCCGGUUUACUUCCC
Brassica oleracea var. oleracea is the source of this 2263-nucleotide messenger RNA. Its product is annotated as COBRA-like protein 8. The transcript has 2 exons. Gene Ontology annotation, biological process: cellulose microfibril organization. NCBI's taxonomy places the organism in Eukaryota, Viridiplantae, Streptophyta, Magnoliopsida, Brassicales, Brassicaceae. The record is from RefSeq and is a predicted model, not a curated record. Gene Ontology annotation, cellular component: membrane. The coding region runs from base 103 to 2109 and encodes 668 amino acids.